CCAUUUUCUCUCCUUUUCUAUCCAAAAACUCACUCACUUCUCUCUCUCCCUCUCUCAAAAACCAAAACAAAGAAACUCUCUUCUCUUCACUCUAUCUGAGAGAGAGAGAAAAUCAACACCAAUACCCCACACUCAAAGCCAUGGCAGUCCCUUCAAUUACACCCAACUCUAGCAGUUGGGCUAGAGCCCAAAUAUCUCAUCCAACUCUCUCAUCCUCUUCUUCAUCAUUAUUAAACUUGGGCUUCACAUCAAAAUCCAUCACCUUGAAGAAGAAUAAGCCCAACAACAACAACAACACCAUCAUACACUGUGCUUUACAUUCUCCUUCGGUGCUUCAUUUCCCAAAACAGCCCUACCAACAGCCACUAAUUACCAAAGAUGACACUCCCAUGAAACCCAAGAAGAACACACAGCCUCCACACUGGAAUCCACUGCAAAGAGCUGCAGCCAUGGCCUUAGACCUUGCCGAAGGCGCGUUAGUCUCACGCGAGCGCCAACACCCACUUCCCAAAACCGCAGACCCACGUGUCCAAAUCUCCGGAAACUUCGCUCCGGUGCCCGAACAGCCGGUCCGAAACUCGCUGCCGAUAAUCGGUACAAUCCCGAAAUGCAUUAACGGCGUGUACCUCCGAAACGGAGCCAAUCCACAAUUCGACCCCGUCGCCGGCCACCACCUCUUCGACGGAGACGGAAUGGUUCACGCCGUUAACAUUAACGGCCGCUCCGCCACCGCCAGCUACGUGUGCCGGUUCACCGAGACUCAAAGAUUAAUCCAAGAGCGAAAACUCGGGCGCCCGGUUUACCCGAAAGCCAUAGGUGAACUCCACGGACACUCCGGUAUUGCACGGCUAGCUUUGUUCUUCGCCAGAGGGCUUUUCGGACUCGUUGAUCAAAACCAAGGAACCGGCGUUGCCAAUGCCGGUUUGGUUUAUUUCAAUGACCGGCUUCUCGCUAUGUCGGAGGACGAUUUGCCGUAUCAAGUCCGAAUCAAAGCCUCUGGUGACUUGGAAACGAUAGGCAGACACAAUUUCGAUGACCAGCUUAAGUCCGCAAUGAUUGCUCAUCCAAAAGUAGACCCAGUUUCCAAAGAGCUCUUUGGUCUCAGCUACGAUGUUAUUCAGAAACCUUACCUUAAAUACUUCAAGUUCUCCCCAGAUGGAAAGAAAUCCUCGGACGUUGAAAUCCCUUUACAUGAGCCGACCAUGAUGCACGACUUCGCGAUUACCGAGAAUUUCGUGGUGAUUCCUGACCAGCAGGUUGUGUUCAAGCUCCAAGAAAUGAUCACCGGCGGCUCUCCAGUGAUUUACGACAAGAACAAGCAGUGUCGGUUCGGUGUUUUGGCUAAGAAUGCGAGUAAUGCUUCGGAUAUUGUUUGGGUUGAAUGUCCAGACACGUUUUGCUUUCACUUGUGGAAUGCUUGGGAGGAGACAGAGACGGACGAGGUUGUUGUGAUUGGCUCGUGCAUGACACCGCCGGACUCGAUCUUUAACGAAUCGGAUGAGAGCUUAAAGAGUGUUCUAUGUGAGAUUAGGCUGAAUUUGAAGAGUGGGAAGUCGACGCGCCGAGCCAUAAUCAAGGACGAGGUGAACUUGGAGGCUGGAAUGGUGAACAAGAACAAGCUUGGGAGGAAAACAAAGUACGCUUAUCUUGCUAUUGCUGAGCCGUGGCCUAAGGUAAGUGGGUUCGCCAAGGUUGAUAUUUUAAGUGGGGAAAUGAAAAAGUACAUUUAUGGUGAUAGAAAAUAUGGUGGCGAGCCAUUUUUCUUGCCAAGGGACCCAAACUCAGAAAACGAGGAUGAUGGGUAUAUUCUUUGUUUUGUUCAUGAUGAGAGGACAUGGAAAUCAGAGCUGCAGAUUGUGAAUGCUAUGAAUAUGAAGCUGGAGGCGGCGAUAAAGUUACCUUCAAGAGUACCUUAUGGGUUUCAUGGCACUUUUGUGGACUCUAAGGACUUAGCAAACCAAGCAUAGUACAUGUGGGCGUGACGUUUUGGUUUUUGUUACAUUUUUUUGUUUAAUAAGCACAGUAAUUAUUAGAGGGAGAGUGAUACCAGAGGGAUUGUUGGUCCCCGGAUUAAUCUCCUGGAACAUUUAAAACCCUAACAACCCUUUUGUUUUGUUAGGUUUAUUGGGUUGUUAUUUUAUUUUAUUUUAUUUUUUUAUGGAGCCAGCUUGUAGCUUUGGACUGUAGGUCGAUUUUGAGCUCAGCUGGUUUCUGCUUUUUGUGUUGUUGGGGAUGAUUCGUUUUCUGUGUCAUAUGGAGCAAGAUCUUGUGCCUCUUGGAUCUUACUCUUUCUACCUA
Quercus robur (English oak) is the source of this 2298-nucleotide messenger RNA. RefSeq names its product 9-cis-epoxycarotenoid dioxygenase NCED2, chloroplastic. Gene Ontology annotation, biological process: carotene catabolic process. Gene Ontology annotation, molecular function: carotenoid dioxygenase activity. Bases 141 to 1967 code for a protein of 608 amino acids. Gene Ontology annotation, cellular component: chloroplast stroma. Lineage: Eukaryota; Viridiplantae; Streptophyta; Magnoliopsida; Fagales; Fagaceae. The record is from RefSeq and is a predicted model, not a curated record. The transcript has a single exon.